Pomacea canaliculata is the source of this 567-nucleotide messenger RNA. Its product is annotated as neuroligin-4, X-linked-like. Lineage: Eukaryota; Metazoa; Mollusca; Gastropoda; Architaenioglossa; Ampullariidae. The transcript has 2 exons. The coding region runs from base 1 to 567 and encodes 188 amino acids. The record is from RefSeq and is a predicted model, not a curated record.
AUGCACGUCACCGCGGCCGAGGUACGGACGACCCCGGCCCUGCUGCUGCUGCUAAUGUGGCAGUGGCUGCUCCUCAUCAUCCCUCCGUGCAGCAACGAGCCGCUGGUACUUAUGAUGGGGGCCAAGGUGAAGGGUCUGGAGACGACUGUGAGCAACAGGACCGUGUGGAAGUUCCUGGGCAUCCGCUACGCCAAGUCAACGGCCGGGCUGGAACGCUUCCAACGCCCUCUGCCGGCGGAUCUGCUGGCGGAAAUCGAUGGCACCCGCUUCGGCGCCCGGUGCCCAACGUCACCGUUCGACUCGGGCAUGUCCGAGGACUGUCUCUUCCUCAACGUCUACACCCCAAAGGAAGCCCGCAAGUUGCCUGUCCUCGUCUUCAUCCACGGCGGUGGCUUUGUCUCCGGCUCCUCCAACGACAUUGAUGGCGAGGUGCUGGCGGCUGAGGGAGAUAUCAUCGUCGUCACUUUUAACUACCGCCUGGGUGUCCUGGGCUUCAUGUGCACUGGGGACAACUCCUCGCGGGGAAACUACGGGUUGUGGGACCAACGCAUGGCACUCAAAGUGUGA